AUCUAUAGACCCAGAGAGACUGAGAGCCAGAGGGACAGAGGGAGCCAAUUGUGCCCAGUUAGAGGGAAAAGAAAAAGAAAAGAUAUUUAGGCAAAUAGAACUGAAUUAACCUUAUGUAUAUAAAGAGUAAAAGAUGUUUAUGUUGAUAUGUGCGAGGUUCAGGCCUUUUGAAAAUGGAAUUUUAUCACGAGAAAAAGGAAACGUGCAAGGAUAUUAGAUUACUCUGAGCUGCGUAUUUGCAUUUUGGUGGUGAAGACUCAUCCCAACAGGCUAAAGAAGGAUCAAAAGAAACAGUGGAUGGAGGGGUCUGACAGUCCUCGCUUCAGAAAGCUCCAUUUCCCAGUGGGUCUGUGGAUCAACUCGCCCAGGAAACACUUUGCCAAGCUUGGGGGUCGCUGGCCCAGUGCUAUCUCUGUCAAGUCGACCACCAGCUCUGACGCAGCCUCCCUCCACGAGGCCCCCUCUGCUCCUUCCUCUUCCCUUUCUAACUCCACCCCCUCGCUGGCUUCCCCUACCCCAUCCCCAUCUCCUUCCCCGGCCUUCCUCAGGCCGAGGCCUGCUGGGCCCCAGUCCCGCACAAAACGGCUUUCCCACCUCUUCCUGCGAGGGCGCUCUAACAGCGACAGGGACCGGGCAGUGGGGGAGAGGGAGAGAGAGAUUUGGGCUCACUCAGCUGCUCCUUCCUCCCACCACUACUUGCCCCCUGCCUCUUCCUCUGCCCCGGGCCUGAUCAAGAUCUAUGGGGAUGCCCUUUCCAGUGGGGCCAACUAUCGCUCCCUGCUGGCCAACGUUAGCUCUACAGCCAGGCAGCUCAUCGCCCAGGUCAUCACCCGGUACACAGAGAGGGAGAGGGAGGAGACAGAUGACGCAGUUCUCCAGAAAUACAGCCCAGAGGACUUCCUGUUGUGUGAUGUCAUUGGAAAGCCCAUUCAGCAGCCAGAUGGAGCUAUCAAAUGGGAGACAGAGAGCCGGAGAAGCGUUGCCCCGUGGGAAUGUCCCUUGUUGUUAGUGGACAUGUGGCGGCCUAAGGACGGGUUCGAGCGGCGCUUUGAAAUCCAGAGAAAGGAAGAAUAUGAGAGAGAAGAGAGAGAGAGGGAGAAGGAGCGUGAGAGGGAGGGAGAGACCUACCAAGGUGUGCGCUGGCGACAGAGGAUGUCAUCGGGAGGCGGACCUGAGGAGAGCGAGCGAGGUCACCGUAGUAGAAACUCUGAGCUCAGGAGGAGCAUCAGUGACAUGAACCUGAGCCUGCGGCGUCGCCAAGGCAAUCAUGUCAGCAAUGACCCACGUGGAAACCGUCCGAACAACAACGGAGGAGUUCAGGACAGGAAAAACAUUCCAUCUUGUCUUCACUUGUUUUUAUUAUUUUCCCCUCAGAUUAGAGCUUCAAAAAUUGAAGCGAAGGUUGGAUGGACGAACCAGCCUGCGGAGGACGAGAAGGAUUACUCCAGUUGUGACCUGGAAGUGAUGUCACAGAGUUUGAUCCUUCCACCCACAGACCGGCCCUAUUUUCUGUUGCUGCAGGGUUACGAUCAGAGCAAGGAUUUUGUUUUGUACAUCAUGGCGGGACAUACACAUGUGUUUGGAAGAAAGCCCACGAUAAGGGAGCGAGAGAAAGACAGAGAGAGGGAGAGGAAGGGGAAGAGACCUCUGAAGGUGGACACCUUCCUGUCUGCUCCGGACAUCUUGGCCAGACACUUGUUGGUCAGGAGAGACUCAGCUGUUCCUGAGUCAUCCACCAGGCAAGCUCUGAUGCGGCCCUUCAGAGGAGGCGCAGUCACACACAACGGAGUGGCUCUUUACAGGGAGACAGUCUUAAAGCCUGGGGACGUGAUUGGGCUUGGGAACCACUUCCUUUUCCUGUACCGUGACCCCCGGGUGACCCCAGCUCCACCGCUGGCAUUGACCUUGCCAUGGCAGGCUGAUGCCUCCACCACCUGCUGCCCCUCAGGGUUGGUGGACCGACAGGAAGCUUUGAGGCAGUACCUUGGAUCUACUGAGGCGGUGCUCAAGUUUCACCCCCGUCACACAGAUGCUCUGUUACAGGAGAUAAUCUCCAAAAAUUCCUCCCCAGACUCUGGAGGCGGGCCUUUAGCUCCUGCUUAUCUCCUGUCAAUCAUGAUAGAUCAUGCCUCCAAACACCUGGACCCAGCGCUCACACCACAGAUAUUACUCAAGUCAGCCAAUCUAAUUAAAGAAAUUGUCUGGGACAACAUUAAAGAGUUUGGCGAUAAGCAUCCCACACAAAAUUCCACAGAGCAAGAAGGUGAAAUCAGUACGCCGAAUGUUCAGAAACUCUCGUCUGACCUUCGACCCCUGAUGUUCUGGAUGUCAAAUGCCACAGAGCUCCUCAACUUCUUCCAGGUCAAAGUUGAAACCAUGGAGAAAGAGUGGGAGUUUGAAGCCCCAGGGGACCCAGUUUUGACAGCUGACAUGGACACCUGCUCAGAAGCUCUGGCGCAGCUGGAUGACGUCAUUAUGCACACCUUCCAACAGUGUGUGUAUCACCUCACCAAGACACUGUACUCACUUCUUCCAGCUCUCCUUGACUCCAACCCAUUCUCCAGGGAGGAGAAGGAGAAGGAUAAGGAUGAUGCUCGGGCUGCAGAGGGAGAAGAGAAAGGAGGAGGUGAAGGAGAGGUGGAUGACGUGUCUGCCUUACCACCCAAAGUUGCCGGGCUGGUGGAAGUGUACCGCUGUUCCCUGAUGCUGUCGCGGGAGGCGUGUCUUUCCCCACCACUCACCUCCCAAACCUUCGGUUACCUUUUCUUCUUCACCAACACCUCCCUGCUCAAUACUUUACUGGAGAGAGAUGGCUUGUUUUCUUGGUCAAGAGCAGUCCAGAUCCGUACAAACUUGGACCUGGUUCUGGACUGGCUACAGGGGGCGGGAUUAGGAGACAUAGCCUCUGAGUUCAUGAAGAAACUUUCAAUCACGGUCAACUUCCUGUGCAUACCCAAGACUCGACUUAUCCAGUCAUCCUGGACCAGUCUACAGGAGGAUCAUGUCUUGUUAAGCCCUUCCCAGUUGCACCACCUGCUCACUCAUUACAAGCUGGGUCCAACUAGAGCCCCACCGGCAUCCUGGGCCCCUCUGCCAGGCACAGAACUGAGUGGAGACAUCUUUGAGAGCUUUUUGGACCAUCCUCCUCUAAUCCUGCCAAAUGAGACUCCACGCCUCGACCUCUCCCAGCCAAUCCCGAGCCCUGAACUCCACAAGGAAGUGACACGUCUCCGCACCUUCUUGUGGGGACUUGACCAGGAUGAGCUACCUGCCAAUCAGAGGACUCGGCUUUAGGGAAGCCCAUAUUUGUCCCUCUUUGGAUGUCCACGAAGUAAAAAGGAAAUCAGAAGAAACAGCAAAAUGUACACAAUAAGAAAAAAAUGCAAACUGGACAUGUUGUCUGCAUUUUGUUGGCUGGUUGUUUCUUUUUCAUGACAUUUCCAUAUCAGUUCAUUUAUCCAUUUAGACAUUUUCAAGUUAAAUAAUUGUAUUGGCUUUGGUAUGUCUUUAUAGAUUUUUUUUUAAAAGCAAGGAGUGAAACCCCGUGGCUGUGGGGCCACGCGAUGUUAUGCUUUACGUGACUGUUUUACUUGGCUUCCAUGCAUGUUUUUAAACUACUUGUUUUUAAUAAAAUUCUAGUCCUAAAGGCC
Eleginops maclovinus (Patagonian blennie) is the source of this 3650-nucleotide messenger RNA. It is a transcript of the gene rasip1, whose product is annotated as Ras interacting protein 1. The transcript is spliced from 16 exons. NCBI's taxonomy places the organism in Eukaryota, Metazoa, Chordata, Actinopteri, Perciformes, Eleginopidae. Gene Ontology annotation, cellular component: cell-cell junction. The coding region runs from base 298 to 3294 and encodes 998 amino acids. Gene Ontology annotation, biological process: negative regulation of Rho protein signal transduction; signal transduction; regulation of GTPase activity. The record is from RefSeq and is a predicted model, not a curated record. Gene Ontology annotation, molecular function: GTPase binding.